Messenger RNA from Exophiala spinifera, 1488 nucleotides. RefSeq lists its product as uncharacterized. The record is from RefSeq and is a predicted model, not a curated record. Bases 1 to 1488 code for a protein of 495 amino acids. The transcript is spliced from 7 exons. NCBI's taxonomy places the organism in Eukaryota, Fungi, Ascomycota, Eurotiomycetes, Chaetothyriales, Herpotrichiellaceae. Gene Ontology annotation, molecular function: aldehyde dehydrogenase (NAD+) activity.
AUGCCAGCUCAAAAGGUCCCUGUCGACGGCCACACCAAUGGUGUAGAGGUUCACCGUACCAAAGGACUCCUCGAUUGGAGCUCUUUCAAGAAUGUCAUCAACGGAGAACUCGAGACAACGUCCAAGACACGGCGUAGUAUCAAUCCGGCUACUGGAGAACCUGGGCCAGAAGUACCUGUCGCGACAAAGGGCGAUGUUGAUCGAACACUAGAGGCCGCGAAAGUGGCAUUCGAGAAGUGGUCCCAAGUCUCGUAUUCAGAUAGACAGCACGCUGUGCUGGCAUUUGCAGAUGCAUUGGAAAUUGAGAAAGAAAACUUUUCACAACUCCUGACCCAGGAGCAGGGCAAACCGUUGGUAUUUGCCCGAUUUGAGCUUGACCUUGCCAUCCAAUGGAUGCGCGACAUCGCCAAACUCGAGCUUCCAGAGGAAAGUGUUUUUGAAGACGACAAAGAGAUUCGUGUCAGAUAUACUCCGCUGGGCGUGACGGUCGGCAUUGUUCCAUGGAACUAUCCGAUCCUCCUCGCAACGGGAAAGAUUGCUCCAGCCGUCGUGACAGGCAACACCAUUGUCAUCAAACCAUCGCCAUUCACCCCUGCAGGAGACUUGAAACUGGUUGAACUUGCACAACGGUUCUUCCCUCCUGGCGUAGUACAAGUGCUGUCUGGAGAUGACAGUCUGGGGCCCAUACUUACAGAGCAUCCUAUCCCGGCCAAGAUCAGUUUCACUGGGUCGACCUUCACCGGGAAGAAGGUCAUGGAAUCCGCCAGCAAGACACUAAAACGAGUGACCCUGGAACUUGGUGGCAAUGAUCCAGCAAUUGUCACUGACAAUGUGGACAUAGCAGCUGUAGCUCCCAAGAUCGCAGGGCUCGCAUUCCUCAACUCGGGCCAAAUAUGUCUAGCUCUGAAACGGAUAUUUGUUCAAGAAACUAUUGCAAAUGAAUUUCUACAGGCAAUGGUAGAGGCGACCAAGAAUCUCAAGAUCGGCCCAGGAACUGACCCCGACGUCUACCUUGGCCCGAUCCAAAACAAAAUGCAAUAUGAGAAGGUCAAGACCCUUUUUGCAGAUAUAGAAGCACAGAACUGGAAGGUCGCCGUCGGUGGGACAAAUCCAGGAGGUAAAGGAUACUUUAUCACUCCUACCAUCAUUGAACGUCCUCCACUAGACUCAAGGAUUGUGAGGGAAGAGUCAUUUGGCCCGAUAGUUCCCUUCCUGACGUUUAUGGAUGACGCAGAGGCAAUCAAGCUGGCAAAUGAUACCCAUAUGGGCCUAGGAGCUUCGGUUUGGUGCAACGAUAUUGAACGUGCGAACAAUAUUGCUCUCAAACUUGACGCGGGAAACGUGUGGGUGAACACGCAUUUCGAGCUCGACCCCCGAUUUCCAUUUGGCGGACACAAGCAGAGCGGCAUUGGAGUAGAAUGGGGUGUCGGCGGACUAAAGUCUUUCUGCAACUCGCAGACUCUAUUCUUGAAGCGAAAUUCUCCAUAG